GUAGCGCUGAGCGCGUCCUCGAGACCACGACCUGACGUUAUUAACAACAAGCAGGGAUUCCGCUCAUAGAGGGGCUCGCGUGAACAAACCACUCAAAGAAGAUACAAAGCACACAAAAUCAUUUCGAAAGCAGGGUGAAGGGAUGGAGUUCCCUGUAGAUGUGUUGGUGUCCGGGAGACAUGAGGACUUGGAAAGGUCAGCCCAGAGCUAUAUGAACAAACUGCUUUACAGCAACCCAGAUCACACACAAUACCUUACCCUGCACAGCGCAAGAAAGAUCCAGAUCAGUCCUGCCAAUGUUGGCUUUGUUCCUCUCUAUGGAGCAAACCUCAUACACAAAGUCCUGGCUCUGUUUGCUCCCGAGGACCAGUUCACAGCUGUGGCGUUGUUUUUGGCUGACCAGUGGUACACGGUGGAAGAUGUUCUCAGAACUUCGGAUCCUUCAAGAGAAGGCCUUAUAAAGGUGAGAUCUGUGGGCGAGAGGAUUGUGUUAUAUGUCCUGAACCGCAUCAUUUACCGGACAGGGGAGAUGGCUUUGAACGAGGUGCCGUUCCUAUGCCAUGCAGAAGACGACUACGCCAAAAUCCUCUGGAAGAAUGGGGAGGCGGUUGGCUUCCACUCGGUCAAAUCUAAAGGUAGUUUGUGCAACAGUUUUGUGAGCCAGUGCUACCUACUUCCUGUCAUGGAUUCAAUAUUUGUGCGGAAGGAUCACCGUGGAAAUGGUCAUGGAUUGCAGAUGUUGGAAGACUUUGUGGACUCUUUUAAAGAUGAUGAACUGGGCUUGAAAUACCCCCUGACACAGGCCAUGCAAAGAAUAUGCAGUCGGUAUCUGAGCACAUACCCUGCCGACGUGGAUCUGCUGUGGGAGGUAGAAGGAGUCGGAGGGCCCUACCAGAAAGCCAAAGUGGCGAACAGACUGGCCUCUCUUGCACUAAGAUGCAACCACAGCUCAUGGGUGGCAGACGACAACAAAAAUGGAGAAGUUGUCGUGAAUGAGGUGGAGAUGAACGAAGAGAGCUGCCUGGACAUCACGGAAGAGGUGGUCGCAGUCAACAAACAUCUCAAAGUAGCAGGAGAAAUGGUCGACUUGCCCGUAUCCACACGCACCCGUAGUAGCGGUCACAGACAGAAAAAACGACUGCGGGAGGAACCAGACGAGAGCGCCGGCGAGAACCCACCUGAAAAAAUCAACAGAUCGGCCAAAGAAGAAACUGAGAUGCAACCAGAUGCUGUGGAACCUGAUGCUGUUGUACCUGAAGCUAAAGACGCUGCAGAUGGAGAAACUGAAAGAGAAGGAGAGGAAGAAACAAGCUCUGUUCAAGAUGAUCAGAUUAUGGCAGAACCUGAAAAUCCGGUAAAUGGAGAACUGAGUGACAGCCUGGCAGAGAAGGAGGAGGGUUCAGCAGACACACCGGAGGAUGUCCAGAGCGCUCAGGAGUGCUCUCUAGAGGCCAAACAUGUCAAUCAUAAUGGAACUGCUGAGGAAGAGAUGAUGGAACAUGAGGGAGAGAGUGAAUCACAGGAGGCUCCUGUUGAAAAGGAGGAUGUUAUUGAUAAUCAAUCGGAGGAGCAGACUGCAGAGGUGGAUAUUGUUUCUGAGGGAAAACAGGAAGCAGUUGAGGAGGAACAUGAAGAAGAGAAAGCUUCUUCAGUAAUUAAGGAGAAACCAGAGGAGGAAGUAGCUCCCGCAGUUGAAGAAGAACAGCAAAAAGAUGUGCCUUCUGCAGUUGAAGAGGAACCCGAGGAAGUACCUCAUGCACUUGAACAAGAACAAGAACAAGAUGUAACUUCUGCAGUUGAGGAGGAACCAGAAGAGGAGGUAGCUCCUGUGGUUGAAGAAGCACAGGAAAAAGAAGUAGCCAAUGAUCUAGAUCAUCCCCAGGAAGUUUUUGAGGCAUCCUCUGAGGCUCCAGUCCUCCUAGCUGACAUGGAGGAAGGUGAAUGUGUGUGUUCUUUGCAAGACAGCGAGACAUUAGAGGAUCCAUCAUCCUCUCAACUAGACAAUUCAGUGGAAGAGGCUUCAGGUGCACCUGUUGAAGGAGAGCAUGAAGAGAAGGCCGUCAUGGAGACGGAGGAGCCAACUGUGAGCCAAAACGAGACGGCCAACUGUGAACUACUUGUGGAAAGCCAGUCUGAGGAGACCAAAAAAGAAGAGACGAAUGACAAAGAUGAACAGAACGAAGAGGAGAACACUACCGCCACCACCACAGAAGAUGAGAAGGAAGAAGAAAAAAGCUCAGAAGAAACUUCCGAUUCUCCUGAUGUUCGAGUUCUCAGAGGAGGCAGGAGCAAGUCUGUACCUCCAACUCCAAAACGCACAUCCAGCAGACUGAGCAAAGCUGUGGUCAUAGAGGAGGUAGAAGAAGAGCUGGAGGAGGAAGAGGAGGAGAAACUGACAAGCGCAGAAGAGGAGAAGGGUAGCACAGAAGAAGACGAGGCUCCCGAACACAACUCUGAAGAAGAGGAGGAGCCACCGGUGAUUGACAUGAGGGUGUUGAGGAGGAAAACCAAACUGAUAAAGUCCAUGCCCAGACCAAAGGCAAAGAGACGCAGCAAAAUCUGAGUACACGCAUUCUGCUAUUCUUCGUGGCACUCCGUUACACUUCUCUAACUCUCUUUAAGAGUCUCUAAACACAACACACCUGUGUUAAGCACUACACAGUUGGGGAGUUUUAUAUUUGGGUUAAGGUUAAAAACGGACAGGGUGAGGAUAAUGUUGGUUGUCAUUUCAUUUAGAUUUUGUGAGGAUAAUUUUACUAGUAAAAAAGUGCAGUAUUUUGUAUUAAUGUGUUGUAAGGACCGAGUUUAAAUGCAGUUGGGCGAUGCUGGCAAAUUUCUAACUGAACUUUUUAUCAUUCUUUUUCUUUUUGAUUCACUUCUGCGUUUGAUACUUAUUGACCGGCUGCUUGACCUUGAAAUGACAAUUCACCUAACAAUGAAUGUUCUAUCACGCUUUAUGUUCUGUCCUGUUUUCUGUUACACAAAAAAUGUAUUUUAAAUAUUUAUUAAUCCAUAAUAUAUGUUCAUAGGGAUCACAUCUCCAAAAGUUUAAGAAACUACUUUUUAUUCGCAAAUUAUGAUUGGUUAUUGGAAGAUUUGGGGCACUUGUUUUUUUUCCUUUUUUCUUUGCUAAAAUGCUUGAUUAGUAUGAACAACUGUGUUUGUUCCACAGAAUAGUCGAAAGGGCUAAGAAAUGCAUAAAAGAAAGAAAACAAUGGCUUAAUUUUCAUUUUGUUUGGGGAAUUACUCUUUAAACACUGCUGCUUAACAGCUGCUUAGCUUGCAAUUUUUACAGCCUGAGUUACAAUGUGAAGCUCUUAUAUAAGAUGUGAUGUGGAUUAAGUUUGAAUCAUGUUUGGGGGGAUAUUGUCAGUGUGGGACACAUUAGAAGUUAUUUCCUUUAAGGGCUUUUGUUACGUUUCACCUCACGCAACGUUUUAUUGCAGACAUUCCACAAAUGAAGUGGACUGAACAAAAAAGUUGACUUGACAAAUCACAAAACUACCUUUCAUCUUUGAACUGAAUCACGUGAUGUUGCAUCUGAGGAAUUAUUUUGUUGUGUUAAAGAAGUGUUUGUCUGUACUUAAAAGUAAUUUAUUUUCCAGUUUCUAAACUUUUUUUUUUCAAAAUACUGUGAAUACCCAUGUAUUCACAUAGGUCUAUUCAUAUUUUGUAUGCAGUUAUAGUUGGUCCUGAAAAUGCAAAUAUAAAGUACUUCAAAAACUUAUAAAAAUACUUCAAAAUGUGAUUACACUUAAUUAACAAAUUAUACUGACAUGCAUUUUUUAUAGAAAUGUAUGUCUUAUUUUAAAUAACUCUAAUUCUUAAAUGGUGGAGGUUAUUUGAUGAUAGUCAUUAUGGCUUUAAUUGGCUGGUUGCGGUUUCUCAUCACGUGUUUUUGCAGUUUAUAACCAUUAUCCUUGUACUUCUACAAAUAACCUCAACAAUGACAUUUGUUUUAGGCUAUACUUUUCCUUUUGAUAAAAUCCUGUACCCAUACGUGCUAUAAUAUUACUCAUAACAUUGCAUACAUAUUUUUGUAUUUGUGAAAACUGUGUAGGAAAAGCGUUCACACAAUUUUAGUGUUUGCGUUUUACAGUUGUUUUUGUUUUAUGCAAUGAAAGCCGUCUAUGUUGGAUGCAAUUUCCUGAAUGACCACACGAGGGCGCUGUAGGAUGUUACAAAGCCAUCGCAUAUUUUUAAAAAGCGCUGUUUUUGUUGCUGUGUUUCUCUUAUCAUUAAGUCACGCUUUUUUGGUUUGGGAACAAGAAUGAACGCUUAAAAGUACUGUGCUUUGAAAUAGUUUUCGCAAACUGUGAUGUUUUUUGUGUAGUUAAUAAAUAUUUUUCUUGUA
This is a messenger RNA of Triplophysa dalaica, 4354 nucleotides long. It is a transcript of the gene fam169ab, whose product is annotated as family with sequence similarity 169 member Ab. The record is from RefSeq and is a predicted model, not a curated record. NCBI's taxonomy places the organism in Eukaryota, Metazoa, Chordata, Actinopteri, Cypriniformes, Nemacheilidae. The coding region runs from base 143 to 2563 and encodes 806 amino acids. The transcript is spliced from 13 exons.